Molecule: messenger RNA, 2859 nt
Organism: Topomyia yanbarensis
Lineage: Eukaryota; Metazoa; Arthropoda; Insecta; Diptera; Culicidae
Gene: Sin1
Product: stress-activated map kinase-interacting protein 1
Exons: 2
Coding region: 428-1945 (505 amino acids)
Biological process (GO): TORC2 signaling
Cellular component (GO): TORC2 complex; cytoplasm; plasma membrane
Molecular function (GO): phosphatidylinositol-4,5-bisphosphate binding
Source: RefSeq, a predicted model, not a curated record
AUAAGAAGUACAGAAAAGGUCGCGUUUUUUCUAUCUCUCGAAUUGCUCGCGUUAUUUACUUACAUCUAAUUAUAAAUCAACAUUUCUUGGAAAAUUCGUUCACUGAAGCUAAGAAUAUUGGCUUUACGAUUAUGAGCCCUGUUUGUCAAAUCAAAGCUAGUAAGUAAAGUUUGUUGAAACCGUUGUAGAAUAUUGGGAAAGCUGGAACAAUCCGCGACAACAUGCGCUGCAGUAGCUGCCCAACAAUUCGAUAGUCGGGGGAAGACCCAAAGACGCAGGUAACGUAACGGAAAGGGGAUUCGUAGCAGUUUGUUCCCAUUCGUUGCCCUCGUUGGAUCAAAAUCGACUGGCAGAGCCAGUGAAUCAUACAGCAAGCGGAAGCUUAAGCCCCAUUCCCGGCACUUCCGCAUUUGACUUUUGGGAAAGAAUGGCGACUUACAACAACGCACACUGGUUGCUGUCCCAUAUUCGAAACUCGUUCAUUUCAACCGACGAUACCGGAUUGAGUGAGACGGUUAUGAUGUUGGAAGACAUUCCAGCUCAGUACGCUCAGUUGCACAAGCAAGCACUUGUGAGUCGAUCUGCAGGACGAAAUUCGUCAAAGAGUUACGAGGAUUUCUAUUGCUACCCUGGCUUGGAUGAUUCAGAUGAAGAGGAACUGGAUUCGAUGUCACAGUCAUACGAGAUUCAAAUGGACCAAGAAGUUGGCUUCCAUCGGCAACGUUCGAAUACCGCACAGAAGUUAGAAAGAUUGGAAAUUGCUAGAAGGAAAGCAGCACGAAUAAAGAAUGUGAAAUACGAAACUACGGUGCAAAGAACAGAGGAAGGCGACGAUGAACUUUUUGUGCGAAAGACUGUUAGCAGGUUACCUAGGGAGGAGAGAACAUCAAUGCUUACAACUCAAUUGGAAACCUACCCCAAAUUGCCACAGAAUAAAUUUCUCGAGUAUGCCAAAUUCGAUGGAACCUCGCAAACGGAAGUACUCACAAAGACCUUCAAGAUUUUCUUGAUUAUGAUGCCCGAGGAGCAGCAAAGAGCUUACCCGAUGCAGGUUUGCGUUACAGCCACUGCCAAAAUUCAGGAAUUUAUCGGUUUAAUUUGCUACAAAUGUAGUCUAGCGUAUCCGGAUGUAAGCUUGCGAUCCAUACGACACUACGGACUGUUUAUGACCGAAGAGGAUGGAGAAAUUGAUUUAGAUUUUCCCGCAUUGGACGUUAGGGAACCCUGCUCAAAAUUUUGCUUUUCCCAUUUAGCGAUUGCAGAACGAAAACCCUCGGAGCUUCAAACUCAAACCAGCUUUAGUCAUCCAUCGAUGAUACGAUCAGAGCAAAGAACGCGCUCGCUAACAUCGGAACUUGGCGAAGCAAGUUCUCAAUUAACACCCCGGGCGGAGGAAACUUCCGUCGCAGAAGUUAAAAUGAUGACCCUUCAGCAGAAAAAGGAUUUGGAUAAAAUGCAAGGCCAUACAUCAAAGCUGGAGGCUCCUCUGUACAGAUCUUUUCCUGUAUUUAUAAUUCACAAGGCGCGUCUGAAAACAGAAGUUCAGCUGGGAAUAUCCGGUGACAAGCUUGAAAUAGACCCGCUACAACAAAAGUCGACCAAAUUCUGGCCCCGCCAGAAACCCGCCAACCAUAGUAUGGACUCUGUGGCCCACUGUUCUAUCGUGGAACGAAAAUCAUCCAAAGCAGUAAUUCGAAUAGUUUACAGCACGGUACCUCUCUCGCUAACCCUUACGGUUGCCGGUACUGAUAUCGUUACCUCAAGUCCCACCAUCCGUCAGCAACAGCAGCAGCUGCAAUCAUCCCAGCCUCAUGUUUUCAAACAUUACGAUAUCGAAACCGAUCUUCUCACUGCGCAGGAAAUUGUCGAGAAGAUUAACAACAUUCUCGAGGUUAGGUCGAGUCCUGUACGCCGAGAGUACAUUGCUAGCCGAAGUGGUCGAUAGAAAAACGGACACAUCCCGAACCCUUGUACAUAUACUCACAUUUUUCAGUUCAUAGCUCGAUACAGGUUAUUUAUUUUCACUUUCAUUCCCUGCCUAUUUUACAAUAGAUACAUAGUUCCUCUUUUUGUUCAACAUAAACCGAUAGUUAGGACAACAUACGCAACUGUUCUUAUCAAUGCAAAGCAAGAGCCUGGAAUGCAGGCAAGCUGCCUGUGACACAAUAUGCAAUUUUACAACUCUUAGGUAAUUUGAAAGUGUUCACCAGUUUUAGGUUUAAACUAAUAUUUAACAAACAAACAGAACAUAAUAGCUAACGAAAAUCGUUGGUGUAACUAACAAGAGAUUACAACAAAGAAACACAGAUCGUCACGGAACUUAAGACAGAAAAAAUGCAACUGAAAUAGCCAAUACAAAUUUAGAAUAGUUAGAAUUCAACCCAAAACUAUCUCGACUCACCCUCGGUUCAUUCAUGGGUCACGAUCGAAACCUCGCGCGAAUAACGGCACAUUUUUUCAAAGUACUGGUAUCCUGCUAAAAACCGAAGUGUUCCUUUUUAUCGAACAACGUCGAUCGCUGCUCGCAUACAACAAUGACUUACUAUCGAAAUGUUAGGAUGUAGGGUGAGAAUGAUGGCAAAGAAACUGUCACGAGAGGAAACCUGUGUAAAUUUGUAAAAAUAUCAAACUUGUAAGCUAGUUAUGUACAUAUGAUUUUCUUAAUUGGCAACUGUUAAGACCGGGCAAUGAAGAAUAAAUUUCGAAACGAUUUUAAUUUUCUUUUACAUUGAACAGCAUGAGCACUUAUAUGAGUAUCGAAACCGUAACAUAUAAAUGAGCACUGCAAAUUCGAUAGUUUUAUAAUAUUUAUUACAGCUAUGAUUUCUACAAGAAUAAAAACAAUUUUAUCAACAAAAA